AUGCAGCCUGCUCGUCCAGCGGCCAACGCCAACCAACCUCCAGUCAGGAUAUACAAUGCCGUAUACUCCUCUGUACAGGUUUAUGAGUGCAUGAUCAGAGGGAUCGCUGUCAUGCGUCGACGCGGCGAUUCAUAUGUAAACGCGACCCAGAUCCUCAAGGUUGCGGGGAUUGAUAAAGGCAGAAGGACAAAGAUUUUAGAGAAGGAAAUCUUGCCUGGCAAACACGAAAUCGUUCAAGGUGGUUAUGGUAAAUACCAAGGAACAUGGAUUCCUAUUGACAGAGGGCGCGAUAUUGCUUUGCAGUAUGGCGUAUUACCGCUGCUAGCACCGUUAUUUGACUUUACACCAAGCACCAGUUCGCUUUCGGCAUUACCGAUGACUGCUCCUAAUCUUGCCGGAGUCACACCCCGCCCCCUUUCCGCCUCAUCCUCGUAUGGCAGUCUCAGCGGAAGCUAUUUACCUGGCGUUCUUGCUCCUCCUCCUAUAAUGCCUGGCUCUGCUCUUCGUCUCUUAAAUCAAGGCCGGGCUCAAGGACUUUUCACUCCAUCUACUUCCGCAGCUCACGGUUCAAGCCGAUUCACCCAAGUCUCUCCAGCUCCAGGUCAAUCUCAUUCUCCGUUUUCUCCCGCGUCAGCCACUCCUCCACCCCUAAAUACUCUGAAAAGACCACGGUCUGAUCCAGAGUCUACGACUCCUGCUCCACCCGUUGACGUGCCGAUGAGUGAUGGCACUCGACCGCCAUCUACUGGAGCACAAACAAAUGGCGCUGCGGCCAGUGAUGACGGACCGUCACCUGCUAAGCGGCCUCGCAAGGAAUCUGCACCUCCAGAAUCUAUUUCUUCCUUUACUCGAGCAGCAACCGCCAUUACUCCGUCUAACCCUAGGCCCGCAAGCGCAUCAAGCGGGGGUGCUCCGCCUGCUACGCCUACGACUACUUCUGAACGAGAACAUAUACCUCGUUUUGCGACUAAGCCUACCUACCCGCGCAACCUCGACCUUUCCGCGCCCCUCAAAGAUACCCGACGCGCCGCAGUCAUUGCUUCUAUAUACCAAGGUGAUGAUCCAGUCGCGGUCCUAAAUUUGUUGCGUGAAAUUGCUUCCUUCCCUACAAACGGUAUUCACGGAGGCACUACCCCUACUCCAUCCAACAAUGGAAGAACUAUCGAUGUCGAUACGAUACUGGACGAACAGGGUCAUAAUGCUUUGCACCUUGCUUCGUCGCUAUCACGCGUGUCUACUGUACAGGCGCUUCUAUCCCAUGGCGCUGAUGUUCAUCGAGGUAAUCAUUUAGGAGAAACACCACUCAUGCGUACAAUGCUUUCGACACAUUCGUACAACGCUCAAUCACUACCCACAAUAUUGCAAACUGGUCUUCAUCAAUCAAUUCUCACCGUUGACACUUCACGGAAGAGCGUCUUACAUCACAUUGUUUCGCUGGCAGGAGUCAAAGGACGCGCUAUGGUGGCACGAUAUUAUCUUGACCAGAUCUUCUACUGGAUUGCGAAAGAAAUGAUGGGUGACUUUGGAUGUAUCGUCGAUCUCCAAGAUGAGCACGGGGAUACUGCGCUCAAUAUAGCAGCUCGUGUUGGCAGCCGUACACUCGUGAGGACUUUGGUUGACGUGGGUGCGAACAAGACGUUGUCGAAUAAACUGGGGCUGAGACCGGGGGAUUUUGGCGUUGAGAGUGAGGAACUGUCUGUUGGACAUAAGGCAGAAGAUAUUGUACAGAUGCUUCGCCCCGCAGCUCCAGCGCCCAUACAGAAAUCCCAGGAUGUCAUAGCUGAUAUGACUGCCAUGGUCCAAUCACUUGCAACCGAUUUCCAAGCCGAGAUCAAAGUCAAACAAGAUGCUCUCGACGUUACACAAGCACAUCUUCGAGCUGCAACGCGUGAGCUUUCAGAGCAAAGAAAGCAAAUACAAUCUUGGCAAGCGCGUUGUACGGAACUUGACCUGGUAGCACAGCGCGUGAAAAAUCUCGAAAAGGCAAUUGAAGAAGAAGAUACGUGGGAUUGGACUGGGAGAAGUGGUACAACGAGCUUCAAUAAGAGUGAUAAGCCGGAUAAAGAGAUUUCCAAGGAAGCACAAAGACCGGGUCGGCCGAUGGAAGAGGAUAUCGAUGCGGACGCCUCCGCGGAUGAUGAUGACGAAGCCAUGCCUCUAGAUGCGUCUACAAAUCCAAUGUCGACGCUGUCAACUGCCACAUCGCCGGCAUUUCGAUAUAGAGGGGCUGCCUCAUCUUUGGCCGGCAAGUCAAGGAGCAGUGAGCAAUUCGAUAUACCACAAAAUCCAUCUUCCGACGCCGAUCAAGAUCUCCCGAUACCUAUGGGUAACGACGUCGAAACGUUAAUCAAGCUACGGAGAAUGAAGAUGUGGCACGUGAGAGUGGAAGAACUUAUGGAAGAGCGACUGAAGAGUUUGCGUGGGAUGAGUGCUGAGAAAGAAUAUAUGUGUCGAAAAAUUGUCGCCUUGUGUACGGGGAUGGCAAUUGAUAAGGUUGAAGAUAUGUUGGAUAAUUUGGUCAUUGCAAUGGAAAGUGAAGCGAACAUCGUAGAUAUUGGUCGAGUGUCUGGAUUUAUGCAGAAGGCACGUUCACUUUAA
Lentinula edodes (shiitake mushroom) is the source of this 2598-nucleotide messenger RNA. RefSeq lists its product as uncharacterized. NCBI's taxonomy places the organism in Eukaryota, Fungi, Basidiomycota, Agaricomycetes, Agaricales, Omphalotaceae. Gene Ontology annotation, molecular function: transcription regulator activity; DNA binding; protein binding. The transcript is spliced from 6 exons. Gene Ontology annotation, cellular component: MBF transcription complex; SBF transcription complex. The coding region runs from base 1 to 2598 and encodes 865 amino acids. The record is from RefSeq and is a predicted model, not a curated record.